GCCUCCCCGCCAGCGUCCAGGCUUUGGAGGCUUUAAAAGACUUGUUGCUGCUCUCAAAUGUGGCGUUUCUUCUCCUUCUCCCACGUCCGGCCAUGUUCCGGCGGAGCCUGACGACGUGCGACAUGCGGCGCCGCGGACUUAAGUUGCUGCUGCCGCUCCUGGAGGCUGGAGGGACGGACGUGACGAUGUUAUUGUCUGUGUCAGACAGGCGAUGAAGUGAGACAUUAAGUCAUCCAGAAGGAGUUGAUCCCACACGUAGAUGAUGGACAUCAUCGAUACUCAGCGUGCCUUGGAGGCUGUGGAGCGACUUCAAGCCAAACUGAAGGAGCGAGGAGAAGCUGAGGACAAACUCAGCCUGCUGAAGAGCGUCCUGAGGAGCCGCCUCUUCCUUCACAUUCUCAGCCUGCAGAAGGCCCAACGCCAGCCUGCAGCCAAGGCCAAGGGCCUCUCCAAGUCCGUGUCCAUGAACUGUGGCAAGGGCCCGGCCGUGGGACUGGACACCAAGCUCAGUCACAGCGACUCCUACACCUGGGCCAUGGAGAACCGAGGACCCAGCAGGUCUCUGCGCAGGGACGGGAGCGUCUCCUCCCUGGACUCGCAGGAUCUGUCCUUCUCAGACCUCUACUCAGACAACUGCACUCACACGGAGUCACAGUACUGCACACCCCCUCGGAUCUCCCGAACCAUGUCCAUGGGGAGGAACCUGUCUGCAAUUGCUCAUGAGAGGCGUCACUUGGAGAUCAUCGAGCUGACCAAUGAUGGGAAAGGACUUGGAUUUGGGAUCAUAGGAGGGCGGAGCACAGGAGUCAUGGUCAAGACUAUCCUGCCUGGAGGAGCAGCUGGGCAGGAUAAACGUCUGCGCAGCGGGGAUCAGAUCUUAUGUAUCGGCGACACAGACCUGGCUGGCAUGAACAGCGAGCAGGUAGCGCAGGUGCUGCGAAACGCCGGCAGCAAGGUGAAGCUCCUCAUCGCCAGGGACAACCUGACCUCUCCCGUCCUCAGCCAGGAGUCCCUGGAUGGCAACGUCAGUGACUUCAACCAUGACUACGAGUUCAGCGUGCAGUUCAGUAAAAACAGCAGGGGGCUGGGCUUAACCAUCUCCAGCUACAUCGGCCACCUCAACUCAGUGUACAGUGCUGGGGUGACGGUGAAGAGCAUCGUGAAGGGCAGUACUGUGGACCAGGAUGGACAGAUCCACGUUGGCGACAUCAUACUCUCUGUGGACGGGGUGAGCCUGCAGGGCUGCAGCGAGCAGCGGGCCAUGGAGGUGCUGAGGAGGACCGGCCCUAUGGUCCGACUGAGACUCCUGAGGAAGGCGGUGCGUCUCAGCCACAUCCUGCCCCCCGUGCCCCCCCUGCACCCCCUGCGCCACUCGCACAGCUUCCAGGAGGGCGACCCCUACAGGGUGGGCCUGAACAGGAUCCAUGAGACAGGAAUAUGUUCUCUGCGUGAGAUCUCCCGCCGCGCAGCAUACGCCAACAGAAGACCCCGACAUGAUUCCAGAAAUGGCGUGAAGCUGACGGCGGCAGAAGAAGAAGACCUGAGGAUGAGGUGGCAACAUGCACUUGGACCGAGAUAUGAAGUCCUAGUGUGCCAGCUGGAGCGCUUCAGUGAGACUAGUGGUCUGGGCAUCAGUCUGGAGGCUCGGGCAGGACAUCAUUAUCUGUGCUCAGUUUUACCUGAGGGUCCUGUUGGCCAGAGUACUAAGAUCUUCACUGGAGACCAGAUCCUGGAGGUGAAUGGGAUCCCACUCAUAGGAGAGACACACAAGGAGGUGAUCAACAUCCUGAAGGAGCUGCCUCUCUUUGUGUACCUGGUGUGCUCUCGCGUCGCACCCCCCGCCAUCCCCGACAGCGAGGAGGACGAGGAGGAGGACGCCCAGCUCACCCUGAAGGAGCUGCUGGCUGAGUUCAAUGACAAGCUGGACCAGGGCUGCGUCAUCCCCUGCCCGACAGCUGAGGACAUCACCAAGCGGGGCGUGCCCCCCAUGUCGCCUCCUUUGGCCAUGUGGGAGAGGGGGGCGCAGGUGGUAGAGCUGGAGAAAGGCGAGUCGGGAUUGGGCUUCAGUAUCCUGGACUACCAGGAUCCGGAGGACGCCACCAAAACAGUUCUGGUGAUCCGCUCCUUGGUCCCGGGUGGCGUGGCUGACCGAGAUGGCCGCCUGCUCCCCGGGGAUAGACUCAUGUUUGUCAACGAGUGCGACCUGGAAGGCUCCAGUCUGGAUUACGCCGUGCACGUGCUCAAGUCCACGGGCUACGGCCCCGUGCACAUCGGUGUUGCCAAACCGCUGCCGCUGGAACUCUGCGGGGGACUGACGCCCAUCUCAGAGAGGAGCACGCGGGCGUCCUGUGAUGAUGGCGAGGGCCACACUCAGGACGGCGUGCUAGCCCAGGCGGGCACUCGCACGCUGGACCGGGACUUCAUCAGGCCGUACUACAACAACAACACGGAAGUCCCGCCGCAUCAGCGCCUCGGCGCCAUGGACGAGGAGGGCCCGCUCUCGGCCCCGCCCCCUGGCACCGGCUUUGAGAAGACCAUCACCGUUGUCCGGGGCAACCGUAGCCUUGGGAUGUCGGUGAGCGCCAUCAAGGACGGCUCAGGCAUGUUGGUGCGCAGCGUGGCCCCCGGGGGCUCUGUCUGCCAAGAUGGCCGACUCGGGCCGGGCGACGCCAUACUGGCCAUCAACAACGAGACUACGUCCAACCUGAGCAACGCCAUGGCCAGGUCCAUGCUGCGCAGAAACUCUGUCAUCGGGCCAGAGGUCAGGAUAACCUUCGUACCUGCUCCACAUGUGGACCAGCACCGUCACCGCCUGGGUUUGCCCCCGCUGGCCUCCACCCUAGACCACGCCCCUUCCUCCCCCACCCCGCCUCCAGAACCUCCCAGUCCAGUUGAACCCUCCUGCAUUUCAGUCCAGUCUAAAACCUCAGGUCCAGACCCGGCCUCGGUCAGAGGUCACAACACAACACGUGAGGAGGAGGAGGAAGAUGGAGUGAAGGUGGAGAUGAAGGUGGAGGCGGAGAUGAAGAUGAAGGUGGAGGCGGGUCAAGGAGCAGAAGGAGAUAUUUGUCCUCACACUUGGGGUCAACCUCGAAGGGUGCAGCUCAGGCGGGCUGCAGGCCGCUCUUUAGGCCUCAGCAUCAUGGGAGGGCGGGGCAUGGGCCGCCGGCUGAGUGGUGGUCACAUGAUGAGGGGCGUCUUCAUCAACAACAUCACCUCCGCAGCACUUGACCACACCCUGCAGGUCGGGGACAGGAUACUGGAGGUGUGUGGUGAGGACGUGCGUGAUGGCAGUCAUGUGACUAAGGUGUGUGGUGAGGACGUGCGUGAUGGCAGUCAUGAGCAGGUGGUAGACGCCAUCCGCCAAGCAGGAGACUCUGUGGACAUUCUGGUUCAGUCCACACAUUACACAGCACAGUCUCCUGUGCUGACUAACUGUGAGAGACUAACUCCAACCUUGCAGUCGGACAGAAGUCAGACCUGCUGUCUAUGUGUCUCCCCACGUGGUCACAUGACCAACAUGCAGCCUCUCAGUGGUCUCCUCCUUAGUCCCGCCCCCACAAACCCCUUCACCCCCACUCCUUUCAAGGUGCAGACCUCCCAUGGAGAGGAUCAAGGCGGCCGCCAGACCUUCAAGGAGCUGAAGUGGACGACCAGAGAUGAGGAGGAGAAGAACACCAGCAGAAAGAGGAUGCUGCAGCGCUAUGGCAGUCUGUCAGGGAGGCUGCACAUGAUGGAGCUGCAGAAGCAGCCUGCACAACAGGGCUUGGGGAUCAGCCUGGCAGACAACAAGGAGGGCUGCAGGGCCCGCAUGAGCGUCUGCGUGGCGGCUGUAGACCCCCAAGGACCUGCUGGCUUGGACGGCAGGAUAAGAGUCGGGGAUGAGCUGCUGGAGAUCAACGGUCAGGUGUUGUACGGCCGCAGCCACCACAACGCCGCCGCCAUUAUUGACAAGGCUCCUCCCAGAGUCAGGAUCAUUGUCAUCAGAAACCAGGCCGACUCAGAACUUGGCCACGCCAAGACGGACUCUGGGGAUCAGGGAGGAUCCUCCGGAGACUUCCGGAAUGUCCACCUGCGACAGGAGAAGCAGGAUCUGGGACUGUGUCUGGCAGAAGAAGGAUCCAAGGACGGUCUGGUGGUCCGGUCUCCAAACAGUAAGGCCGGCACAAGAAGGUUGUCAGAGGGAGUCAAAGCGUGGGCUGAGGAGCACAUUAAGAAGACCACUUCCUGUCCCACACAGACCACGGGCUCCUCGCCGUCCGCCCUGAGGGACUCCAGCAUCUCCCCCUGCUCCGCCCUCGCUGCCAAGGAGCCUUCUGAUUGGCCGCAGUCGGCCCCAGAGUCCCACCCACUCAGCUGGCCUGUGGUAGCUGGCAAGGAGAGCAGCAUACAGAUCUGGAAAGGAGACCUGGGUCUGGGUGUGAGCAUCGUGGGAGGGUGUGACACUCUGCUGGGGGCAGUCAUAGUCCAUGAGGUGAACGAUGGAGGGGCCGCACAGAGAGAUGGACGACUGCAGGCUGGGGACCACAUACUAGAGGUCAACAGUAUUGACCUGCGCCAGGCCAGCCACGAUGAGGCCAUAGCGGUGCUGAGGCUGAGCAGGCAUCAAGUGGACUUGAGGGUGUUCAGACCCCAGCAGGCCUACAGGGAAGAAGAUCUUUGGGACGUCUUCAGUCUGCUGCUGAGACCUCAUCCUGACCUGGGUCUGGGCUUCACCACUGUGGGGAAAAGCGACGACACCGGCAUCUUCGUGUCCCGUAUCGCCCCAGGAGGCGUGGCCGAUGUGGAUGGCCGGCUGUUGCUAGGUGACCAGAUUCUGUCAAUCAACGGCGAGGACGUCCGUGCGGAGUGUCAGGAAGUGGUGGAGCGACUUCUGCAGAACUGCAGUGGAGUGAUCCACCUGGAAGUGGCUCGCUUCAAGGCCGGACUGCAGUACCCACAACCUAGUCAGGAAUACUUUAAGUUGUGUUUUAUCCAGAGUGACGACUCUGACUGCUCCACCCUGACACGCUCGGUUGGACGCACUUCUUCUGUCAGCCAGCAGGGGGAGACAGAGAACCCAGCAGGGGGCCACACUUUUCAAGACUAUCCAGACUACAGAAAAGUCCUCAUAAAAAAGAGUCCACAAGAAUCCUUAGGCAUCAGUUUGGCAGGAGGAGUGGGCAGUCGCCAUGGCAACGUACCUCUUGUUAUUGCUACCAUGGAUACUGAUGGAUCAGCUGCCAAAACACAGCAAUUAAAGCCAGGAGACAGUGUCCUUAGCAUAAAUGAUGUGUCCAUGGAGGGAAUGUCUCACAUGCAGGCCGCUGCCUUGCUCAACAACACCCUGGGUUCUGUCACGCUGCAGGUGGCAUCAGGGUGCAGCCCUCGCGAUCCACGAGGCGCACACGAGCGAUCAUCAGGCCAGCCCAGCUGUCUGCCAUGCUUUCACAACAAGCUGUGUGCUCGCAAGUACAAGACAGUGAGUCUGGAGAGAGGUUCUUCAGGUCUGGGCUUCAGCAUCAUUGGAGGAUUUGGAAGUCCUCAUGGAGACCUGCCCAUCUACAUCAAGACCAUCUUCACCAAGGGUGCAGCCAUGGAAGACGGGCGUCUAAAGGCGGGUGAUCAGAUCAUUGCAGUGAACAGACAAUGUCUGGAGGGUGUGACUCACGCUGAAGCUGUGGACUUCCUCAAGAAGACUAAAGGCACCGUGGUCCUCACCCUUCUCUCCUGACAUCUCCUCAUUCAUUCAUCUUCCUCUCACUUAUUAGUACCUCAUUCAUUCAUCUUCCACUGACUUGUUAGUACCUCAUUCAUUCAUCUUCCACUGACUUGUUAGUACCUCAUUCAUUCAUCUUCCACUGACUUGUUAGUACCUCAUUCAUUCAUCUUCCACUGACUUGUUAGUACCUCAUUCAUUCAUCCUCCACUGACUUAUUAGCACCUCAUUCAUUCAUCUUCCACUGACUUGUUGGUACCUCAUUCAUUCAUCUUCCACUGACUUAUUAGUACCUCAUUCAUUCAUCCUCCACUGACUUAUUAGCACCUCAUUCAUUCAUCUUCCACUGACUUGUUGGUACCUCAUUCAUUCAUCUUCCACUGACUUGUUAGUACCUCAUUCAUUCAUCUUCCACUGACUUAU
This is a messenger RNA of Entelurus aequoreus (snake pipefish), 6121 nucleotides long. RefSeq names its product multiple PDZ domain protein-like. The record is from RefSeq and is a predicted model, not a curated record. The coding region runs from base 260 to 5713 and encodes 1817 amino acids. The transcript is spliced from 45 exons. NCBI's taxonomy places the organism in Eukaryota, Metazoa, Chordata, Actinopteri, Syngnathiformes, Syngnathidae. Gene Ontology annotation, molecular function: protein binding.